CAUUCUUUAUCAUAACUCCAGUUCAAAAUGUUUGUUCAGUGGAUUCUUCUUAUCUUCAGCGUGACUCUGACUUCCUGUCAUUCUCUUCCGGAACGAAUUGUGGGAGGUAACUCGAUAUCAAUUCGAUCAGUGCCUUGGCAGGCAUCCUUGCAAAAGUACGGCAAGCAUUGGUGCGGUGCCGUCAUCUACAGUUCAGAUAUCAUCAUAACGGCUGCUCAUUGUGUUAAAGGCGCCUCUGCCGGUGCCUUUUCCGUGAGAGUGGGCUCAUCGUACACCCGAUACGGUGGACAGGUGGUGAAGGUAUCAAAGAUCCUGGGGCACGAGAGUUAUGACAAGAGUUUGGCCAACGAUAUAGCCGUGAUUCGUCUUCAGUCUAAACUCAGCUUGGGCACUGCCGUCAGGUCCAUUCCUUUGGCCGAAAGUUCCCCUGCAACUGGAUCUUCUGCAUCGGUUUCCGGAUGGGGAUCUAUUGCUUUUCAACGGCCAAUCUCCAAAGCCUUACACGGUGUCUCAGUCGAUAUUGUUGAUCGCAAUAAGUGCCAGAGGUCGUAUAGCGGAUUUAUCACCAAGGAAAUGAUCUGUGCCGCCGCUCCGGGAAAAGAUUCCUGCUCUGGGGAUUCUGGCGGUCCUCUUGUCUCUAAUGGUGAACUUGUUGGCAUCGUAUCCUUUGGAAUGAACUGCGCUCAUCCCAAAUAUCCAGGAGUCUAUGCUAAUGUGGCGGAGCUAAAGCCCUGGAUUUUAAAGGCUAUUCAAAGAAUUUAAAGAACAAACAUGAAAGUUUAACUAAAAGUAAAAGUGGACACCUAUAAAAAAGACUCUUAACUUUGAUUGAAAUCAUUCCCCCAAUACACUACAUCAGAUUCUGAUUUUUCAGUUUUAUUAAAA
Drosophila eugracilis is the source of this 885-nucleotide messenger RNA. Its product is annotated as trypsin beta-like. The record is from RefSeq and is a predicted model, not a curated record. The coding region runs from base 28 to 762 and encodes 244 amino acids. NCBI's taxonomy places the organism in Eukaryota, Metazoa, Arthropoda, Insecta, Diptera, Drosophilidae. Gene Ontology annotation, molecular function: serine-type endopeptidase activity. The transcript has a single exon. Gene Ontology annotation, biological process: proteolysis.